Messenger RNA from Perca fluviatilis (European perch), 797 nucleotides. Its product is annotated as chromobox protein homolog 1-like. Gene Ontology annotation, biological process: chromatin organization; negative regulation of transcription by RNA polymerase II. The transcript is spliced from 4 exons. Gene Ontology annotation, molecular function: chromatin binding. Gene Ontology annotation, cellular component: pericentric heterochromatin. Lineage: Eukaryota; Metazoa; Chordata; Actinopteri; Perciformes; Percidae. The coding region runs from base 165 to 797 and encodes 210 amino acids. The record is from RefSeq and is a predicted model, not a curated record.
CGGCGGGAUAGUUGUGUUGUUUAUUAGUGAGUUUUAAACAUAGACAGUAUAAGAACGGUUUUAAGAAGACAGAGCUGCAGGUAAACCCGCACACACUCACUCAGAAUCCAGAGUGAGUCCAGCAGCCCAAGUGGACAUCUGCUGGAUUUCGGGACAAGAGAGGAAUGGAGGAGGACAACCAGAACCAGGAGCAGUGGAGCAACAAGGUCCCCAGAAGACCAGCAGCAGACUGGGACUCUGAUACCAGCCAUGUUCAGGCGCCCUCAGCAGACGUCAAGCUGGAGACCGGAGAAGGAAAGGACAAGAAGGGCAAGAAGGCCGAGGAGGAGGAGGAGCAGCCUGCAGCACUUCCUGCAGCUGCUGCAGCAGCAGUGAAGGAGGAGAAGAAGGAGCAACCUGCAGUACCUCCUGCAGCAGCAGCAGUGAAGGAGGAAGAGGAGGAGCAACCUGCAGUACCUCCUGUCGCAGCAGCAGUCAAGGAGGAAGAGGAGGAGUAUGUGGUGGAGAAGGUUUUGGACCGCAGAGUGGUGAAGGGAAGAGUAGAGUUUCUGCUGAAAUGGAAGGGGUUCUCAGAUGAGGAUAACACAUGGGAGCCACAAGACAACCUGGACUGCCCCGACCUUAUCACCGAGUACAUGCAGAAACACAAGGAGAAGGAGGAAAAGAAGAAGAAGGAGGGCAAGAGGAGAGUUGUCAGUGAGGCCUCGGGAGACUCAGAGGAGCGAGGGAGCAAGAGGAAGAAGGAGGAGGUGAGCGAAGGAAAGAGGUUUCUCCAGAGUGAAGAGUCCCAGAAAUGA